UCUAACGCAGCGUUGAUGUCUUGAUGGCAAUUCUCAACCCCCUCCGCCGCAAUCACAACCAAAGAACCUCUCAAACUUAGCUCCCCAAAACAAACAAAAGAAAAACAGAGAGAGAGAAGAAACAGAGAAAGUUUAUUGGCUAUAUAAUUUGGGAAAUAUCAGACACACACUUCGAGGCUCCUUUUGCUCUCUUCUCUUUGCUUUUCUUUUCUCUCACAUUCAUUGGGGUCAUAUGUGGCUCCUUUCAUCAUUCCAACAUCAGUUUUGGCCAAAAUCUUUGUAUAAUUGUAUCACAAGAGAAAAAAAAGGUAUCUGCUUCACAUUGAUUGCUCUCAAGGUUUCAAUCUUUCUGUUAAUGGCUAUUUCCUUUAUGACUCUCCAACCACUCCUCUCAUCCCAGCUUUGCUCUGCUGCUCUCUUUCUUUCUUCCAUGAAAGCCAGAAAGCAACUACUCCUCCCCUCUCUGUUUUCCCCUGUCUCUGUUUGAAACCCCAUAGUUAAAGCUUUGCUCUUUAACCAAGUUUAACCAUUUCUGCCUUCUGGGUUCUUCAAAGUUCAAUCCAAGUUCUUCCCCAACUGGGUUUUCCCCUUCCCACAAAACCCAUAUCCCAUUUUGGUGCUGUGCCUCUGUUUUCUCUGUAAUUCAGGGUUUAGGGUUUUAAAGAAAGUUUUUUUCUUGGUUUUUUAAACCCUUUCUGAGCUGGGUUCUCUGUUUUCAGUGAAAAAAUUGAUUGGUUUUGGUUUUACUAAGCAACUGAGGUUAGUUUUAUGAACUGGGUCCUCAAACUUGAUGGGUAUUGCAAACUCUAAGACCGACAAGGACGCAGCUCUGUGUCUGUGUAAAGAGCGCAAGAGGUUCAUCAAGCAAGCAAUUGAUUCAAGGUAUGCAUUGGCUGCUUCCCAUGUCUCUUAUACCAACUCACUUCGCACCAUUGGCAUUGCUCUCCGGCGUUACGCCGAGGCUGAGGUGUUGAUAGAGUCUUCUCUGUGCACCUCAGACAAGACCCCAUCACACUCCUCCUACCCAUCGCCGUCGCCGUCCCCGAAGGUUUCUGGGUCUCCAUUGCACAAUGAGAGGCCCAUUUCGCCUCCAGGGGUGGCGACAUUGAGUUACAUGAGGUCAGGAGGAGGUGCUGCUGCUGUCACUAUGAGGUUUACUCCCGUUAGUAGUAGCUAUGUGGAUGAGGAGAUUCCAUUGCCGCCGCCGCCGCCGCCGGAUUCUUCGUGGGAUUACUUUGAUCCUGUUGAUGCUGAGGAGAGUGAGAGCUUCCGGUUUGUGGGGAGUAGUGGAGUGGAUGUGAAUUGUGAUGAUAUAAAAGGGUGGAGACAGAUGAGGAGUGAAGAGGGUGAUUAUAAUGUGGGAGAGGCUAGGGGAAGAUGGGCAAAGGCGGCGGGGAGUAAUGAACUUGAGGAAGGAACUAAGAUGUUGGAGCAAGGGAGUGGUGAAGUUUCAGGUGAUUUAGUGACUCAAAUUGGAAAUGAGGAGCAUAAUGUGAAUCCAAUGAGCUCUGGAGGAGUUGAGUUUGAGUCCAGACAGUUAGUGGUGGGACGAAGAAAUGGCAAUGAGGCUUCAAAGAGGGAGAGGAGUGUUGGUGAGAAGGAUUUAUGUGAUGAGAGAGAGGACCCUUCGGAGUUUAUUACCCACAGAGCUAAAGACUUUCUUUCAAGCAUAAAGGAUAUUGAGAAUCGUUUUUUCAGAGCCUCGGAAUCUGGGAAAGAGGUCUCAAGGAUGCUUGAGUCGAAUAAAAUCAGGGUUGGAUAUUCGGAGGCAAAAGGUAGGUCACCAGGGCUGGCUCUUCUUGGGACUUUCAAGCUUGUCUGUUGCCAGGGAAAGUCUUCACUUGUUUCUAGUGAACCUGAACAUGUUACCAAAAUAAUUGUUUGGAAGCGAACAACAUCUUCGAGAUCUUCAUCAUCAAGGAGUCCCCUUGCUACAGCAUCAAAAGAUGAUGGUGAUGACAGUGGAAGUGAUUUUAUUGAAGAGUUCUGUAUGAUUGCAGGAAGUCAUUCCUCCACUCUAGAUAGACUGUAUGCAUGGGAAAGAAAGCUAUAUGAUGAAGUGAAGGCUAGUGAAUCUAUCAGGAAGCUGUAUGAUGUGAAGUGUGAUCAACUUAGGAAUCAGUCUGCGAAGGAUUCUAGCAGCCAGAUUAUUGAUAAAACCAGGGCAAUUGUAAAGGACCUACAUUCACGAAUAAGAGUGGCACUUCAUUCUGUUGAUUCAAUAUCAAAGCGGAUUGAGAAAAUGAGGGAUGAUGAAUUGCUUCCACAACUUUUAGAACUAAAUCAGGGAUUAACUAGGAUGUGGAAGGCCAUGCUUGAAUGCCAUCAUGCCCAAUAUAUCACCAUCUCACUUGCAUAUCAUUCAAAGAGCUCAACUGUAACCCCCCAAGGAGAUGGUCGCAGACAGAUCAUGGCUCAACUUUUGGAAGAGAUUGAAUGCUUUGGCCUAAGCUUUGCAAAUUGGAUCAACAGCCUUACUUCAUAUGUAGAAGCUCUGAAUGGUUGGCUACAACACUGCAUUAUGCAACCUCAGGAGCGUUCCAAAAGCAGAAGGUCCUCCGCAUUCUCCCCUCGCCGAGUUGUGGCCCCACCAAUAUUCGUUCUGUUUCGAGAUUGGGCAGCUGGGAUCAGAGGAUUGCCAUCUACUGAACUUACUGAUGCAGUCAGAACCUUCUUAUCAGACCUGCGUCAUUUGAUGGAACAACAAGCCAGCACACAGAAAAACCAGAGGGCAGCUGAUGCAAACAACGGAGAAUCAGAGAACAAAGAAGAUGAGGAGAACAAAGAUGAUGAGAACUGUGAAGAAUCAUCUUCGAACCUGAACUGCAUACAUGCGAGCUUGACUAAAGUUCUUGAUCGACUGACUAAAUUUUCCGAGGCAUCAUUGAAGAUGUAUGAAGAUAUCAGACAGAAAAGUGAAGCAGCGAGAAAUGCAUAUUCAAACUGCACCAGGCCUAUUAGACACUAAAGUUGAUGUAAGUAUCACAUAUAAGCAUCGCUUUUUGUUUGUGAUUAGAAACCAAGUGUUACUAAAGUUGAGUGCUCUAAAGAGCUGGGUAGGAUGACUGCAUAGUUUGGAGCGAUAUUAGUUGGGAUGAUUGAGUACUGAACCAAAAGGAAGAGUUUGUCAGCCAAAGGUUUUGUUUUUUGUUUUUUGUUUUCCCUCUCAUUAUCCUGAUUGGUUUCAUCUUGGAAUAGGAAGAGCAUAGACCCCCAAUAUCGAGACGCCUUGCUGUGUUAUUGGCUGGCAAGGUCUUGAACCAGGCUAAUGCUCCAGCUCUCAGCAUGACCUUGCGUUUGAAGCUGUUUGGACAAUGAUAAAUUGGGGCCAUGCACUUCUUAUUUCAUGAGUGUCACGCUGGAGACCUUGGCUUAAACGUACUAGUUGCCUGAAGUCCCUUUCAGAAACAGGCCAUUAUAGGAUCGCAGGUUUACGGUUUAGGGUCGCAGGUUGAGGAGAAAUGUGGAUAAGAUUAUGUUAAAAUCAUAGCUCUCCAACUCCAAGGAUAACUCUUGAACUGGUUGCAGAUUUUAGGGACCUUAAAUGCACAUCAAGCUCGGAACUUUCUUAUCGAUAACUGUAGAUUUGGUUAGAUGAGAAGCCCUUCUCAGGAAGGGAGGUGUCGGGGUGCAGCCAUAUAUGGUGCAUGGUAAAUGGCAAAGAUGA
Molecule: messenger RNA, 3667 nt
Organism: Argentina anserina (silverweed cinquefoil)
Lineage: Eukaryota; Viridiplantae; Streptophyta; Magnoliopsida; Rosales; Rosaceae
Product: protein ALTERED PHOSPHATE STARVATION RESPONSE 1
Exons: 5
Coding region: 791-2968 (725 amino acids)
Source: RefSeq, a predicted model, not a curated record